This is a messenger RNA of Mycena citricolor, 1507 nucleotides long. Lineage: Eukaryota; Fungi; Basidiomycota; Agaricomycetes; Agaricales; Mycenaceae. The record is from the annotation of a GenBank genome assembly.
AUGGCCCGGACGAACUGUGCAGCAGACAGCAGCGACCAUGCCCCCACCCAUCUUGUGUCCAUCGUCGCGCUUGCUCUGGUCGCGUCGCUGGUCGAGGGGCAGGCAGCGAUCUACGGGCAAUGUGGAGGAGGCUCAAGCUGGACCGGACCAACAACUUGUGUCAGCGGGACAGUUUGCUCUGUUGUCAACCCAUUCUACUCUCAAUGCAUUCCAUCCACUGCAGCAGCGUCGACGGUAGCGCCGACCACCUCUAGCGUGCCGGCGCCGUCUUCCUCCUCCAUCCGUUCCGCAGCACCGGUCUCCUCCGCGAAAUCCACCUCCGUCGUCGUCACAACCCCCGCCGCCCCGACCACCGUGACUACGGCCACCACCGCCGCCGCGAGCCCCACCAGCAGCGCCAGCGCCGGCAACUGCCCGGCCAACGUCCCCGCCGCGGGGUCCGGCACCCUCAAGUUCACCGGCGUCAACAUCGCCGGGUUCGAUUUCGGGUGCAACUCGGACGGCAGCUGCACGCCGGGCGCCGCGUACCCGCCGCUACUGAAGUACUACGGCAUGGACGGUGCGGGGCAGAUGUCGCAUUUCGUGAAGACGGACGGGUAUAACACGUUCCGGCUGCCCGUCGCGUGGCAGUAUCUGGUUGGAUACACGCUGGGCGCGCCGCUCGAUCAGACCAAUCUGCUUAUCUACAACGAUCUGGUGCAGGCUUGUUUGGCAACCGGCGCGUAUUGUAUCAUCGACAUGCACAACUAUGCCCGCUGGGAGAAUACGAUCAUUGGACAGCCGGGUGGCCCAACAGACGCCCAAUUUGCGGCGACUUGGAGCCAGAUCGCGGCUUACUACGCGAACGAGACCAGGAUCAUGUUCGGCGUAAUGAAUGAACCUCAUAACAUGCCGAACAUCACCCAGUGGGCCGGGAGUGUGCAAGCUGCCGUCACUGCCAUUCGUAAAGCUGGUGCCACGACCCAGAUCAUUCUGCUCCCGGGAGACAACUGGACAUCAGCCCAAACCUUCGUUUCGAACGGUUCCGCAGACGCUCUGAACAAAGUGGUGAACCCCGACGGAAGCAUCACGAACCUCAUCUUCGACGUUCACAAAUACCUCGACUACGACAACUCUGGCACAAACGCCGCGUGUGUCACGAACAACAUCCAGACAGCAUGGGCCCCACUCGCACAGUGGCUGAGAUGUCACGGGCGCCAGGCGUUCAAUACAGAGACGGGCGGAGGCUUUAACGAUACCGGCUGCCUGACCUACAUGUGCCAGCAGAUCGCGUUCCAGGCUCAAAACAGCGAUGUCUUCCUCGGAUACGUCGGUUGGGCUGCGGGUAACUUCUACAGCGGCUACGUGCUCUCGGAGAUGCCGAACGUGAGCGGAACGACUUGGACUGAUCUGCCCUUGGUCUCCAAGUGCAUGGCGCCUGUAUCCGGGUCCCAGAAGGGAUCCACAGGACUGUGAUGCACUGUAGUGACUAAUCGAAUACCGCGCUGUAUCUUAAUAUAGUCGUAUA